Messenger RNA from Cicer arietinum (chickpea), 2401 nucleotides. RefSeq names its product protein NRT1/ PTR FAMILY 7.3. Gene Ontology annotation, biological process: transmembrane transport. Gene Ontology annotation, cellular component: membrane. Gene Ontology annotation, molecular function: transmembrane transporter activity. NCBI's taxonomy places the organism in Eukaryota, Viridiplantae, Streptophyta, Magnoliopsida, Fabales, Fabaceae. The record is from RefSeq and is a predicted model, not a curated record.
UCACUCUCCCCUUCUCAUUUUAUGUUCUUCUUUUCACCCUUCACAUUCUAAUAAUCAACCACUUUCCUCUGCUACCCUCCCCUGCAUUUCAAUUUUUUCUUGUUUUUAAUUAAACAAUGUCUUGCAUAGAGUUAGAACUCUCUAAAGAGAACAAGUUCAAAGAAGAAACAGAAUCAGAAGAAUUGACUCUUGAUGGAAGUGUUGAUUUGAAUGGUCAUCCAGCAAUCAGAACCAAAUCUGGAAGAUGGGCUGCUGCAAUCAUCAUACUUUUGAACCAAGGCCUGGCAACUCUUGCAUUCUUUGGGAUUGGAGUGAACCUAGUGCUAUUCCUGACAAGGGUGGUAGGGCAAAAUAAUGCAGAAGCCGCGAAUAACGUGAGCAAGUGGACCGGAACUGUUUAUAUCUUCUCUCUUGUGGGAGCUUUCCUUAGUGAUUCAUAUUGGGGAAGAUAUAAAACAUGUGCCGUCUUUCAGGUCAUUUUUGUAAUUGGUCUAAUGUCCUUAUCCUUGUCAUCAUACCUCUUCUUGCUUAAACCAAAAGGUUGUGGGAGUGAAUUAAUUCAAUGUGGAAAACAUUCAAGUUUGGAGAUGGGGAUGUUCUACCUCUCAAUCUAUCUUAUUGCCUUGGGGAAUGGAGGUUACCAACCAAAUAUCGCCACAUUCGGGGCUGAUCAGUUUGACGAGGAGCACUCGAAGGAGGGUCACUCGAAGGUUGCCUUCUUUAGCUACUUCUACCUAGCUUUGAACAUUGGACAACUCUUUUCAAACACCAUUCUCGUCUACUUCGAGGAUGAAGGAAUGUGGGCUCUUGGUUUCUGGCUGUCUGCAGGCUGUGCCUUUGCUGCGCUGAUAUUGUUUCUUGUAGGCACCCCAAGGUACCGACACUUCAAGCCGAGUGGCAACCCUCUCUCCAGGUUCUGCCAAGUCCUUGUUGCUGCAUCAAGGAAGGUGAGGGUUGAAAUGCCAUCAAACGGAGAGGACUUGUAUAAAAUGGAUGCGAAGGAGUCUUCCACCAGUGUGAACAGAAAAAUCCUCCACACACACGGGUUCAAGUUCUUGGAUAGGGCAGCGUUUAUAUCUUCAAGAGAUCUUGAUAACCAAAAAGGCGCACAUUACAACCCAUGGCGUCUCUGUCCUGUAAGUCAAGUCGAAGAAGUGAAGUGCAUACUGAGACUCCUUCCAAUUUGGCUCUGCACCAUAAUAUAUUCGGUGGUUUUCACACAAAUGGCUUCUCUUUUUGUGGAGCAAGGUGCUGCCAUGAAAACCACUGUUUCCGGUUUCAGUGUACCACCAGCUAGCAUGUCUAGCUUCGAUAUCAUCAGCGUAGCAGUCUUCAUUUUCUUUUACCGUCGCAUUCUUGAUCCAUUUGUCGGAAAACUUAAAAAGUCGGAUUCUAAGGGACUUACGGAGCUUCAGAGAAUGGGAGUUGGACUUGUUAUAGCCGUAAUUGCAAUGGUCUCAGCUGGAAUAGUUGAAUCCUAUAGGCUUAAACAUGCAAACCAACAAUGCACCCACUGCAAAGAAUCGAGCACUUUGAGUAUCUUCUGGCAAAUUCCUCAGUACGCAUUUAUAGGAGCUUCCGAGGUGUUUAUGUAUGUAGGACAGUUAGAGUUCUUCAACGCUCAAACACCAGACGGCUUAAAGAGCUUCGGAAGUGCACUUUGCAUGACAUCCAUUUCCCUUGGCAACUAUGUAAGUAGCUUACUUGUUAGUAUAGUUAUGAAGAUCUCUACUGAGGAUCACAUGCCGGGGUGGAUCCCAGGUAACCUCAAUAAAGGUCACCUGGAUAGGUUUUACUUCCUCUUAGCAGCCUUGACAUCAAUGGACUUGAUCGCCUAUAUUGCAUGUGCAAAGUGGUACAAGAGUAUACAGCUCGGUGGGAAAAGCGAAGAGAACGGCGAGCCAGGUAGCUUCAUAGUCUAAUUUGUAAGGGGAAUAAUUCAAAGUCAAUGUUAAUAAGAGAAAGAAGGAGCAACUGGUAGAAAUAAUCUUGAUUAUGUUUUCCAUUGGAAGAAAUGUUUUGCCGGUUUGCGGAAAGAAAAGCCCUUCUUACACGAGUCUCUCUGAUUCUCUUGCAACUUUAGUUUGUAUUUAUGACACCACCGGAUUUUCAGUUUAUGUUCUUCAAGCCCAGUUGUGUAAACCAAACUUCAAUGAGACAAUGACUGUUUUAGGGUCCUAAGAAACCUCCCUCCUUUUCCCAUUUGUAAGUUCCAUUGAUAAAUAUUGAGUUAAAUAUGUUGUUUGGAUUUCCAACUGUGAUGUCUCCUUAUUGUAUGGGACAAUGAACCAACGAAAACUCGAACCGGAAGCAUACCCAUAGUCAUUCCUACUGUAUAGUGGAUUGGCAAAGAAUUCUGCAUAAGAUCACUUAGGAAGAAUAAAGCACUAAAUUAUACUUC